Molecule: messenger RNA, 1466 nt
Organism: Hemiscyllium ocellatum (epaulette shark)
Lineage: Eukaryota; Metazoa; Chordata; Chondrichthyes; Orectolobiformes; Hemiscylliidae
Product: transmembrane protein 125-like
Exons: 1
Coding region: 508-1170 (220 amino acids)
Source: RefSeq, a predicted model, not a curated record
AGUAAGGAAGUGUUCCCCUAAGUAAACACUGCAUUGUUUCUGACUUGUGAAACUUUGGAAUUAUUCAUGUGACUCUAGAGUGAAGGAACAUCCUCAAAUUUCAGCUGAAAUUUAUUGGUUUGUGUUGAACUGUGAUUCUGUGAUAUGAAGAAAUACUGGUUAUGCUGAGCUAAAAAUUAUAUACAGCACAAAAUGUGUCAGACUUGUGAUUUCAAAUGUCUACAACAUCCUGAAUUGAAGCACUUGCUUUAUUGUGGAAUGGUCUUUCUACGUAAUUCAUGAAAACUCUGCCGUGAGAUCCCAAUAGAUAUAAGAACAGUUCGAUCAGACUCCUGAUUGCUUGUUCAACUUGUUAACUGAGAAUCUGGACUGAAUUGAAGAUUUGAAUUUAGAAUAUUAUUUUCCUAAACUUUUGAGAUUUACUGUUUGCUAAUUUAAAACCUUAAAUUUUGGAGGCUUGGUCUCAAUAUUUUUAUCAUUUUGAUUAUUUGUGAACAGCUUUUCCAAAUGUCUGAACUUUCUGAGAUCAGGUCUGGCCGUUUUCCAGCAAAUCGUUCCCAGAUUCAACAAAGUAUUUUGGAUGAUCAGAUCGAAUUGUGGUGGUUCCAAGAUGCUAAAAGAUCCAUCUUAUGUUAUUCUGUGGCAUUAGUCUUGAUCCUAGCAACUGGAGUGGGGGGAAUUGUCUUAAUCUCCACAGUUACUAGUAAAUCUGGAGAAUGGAGAUUGGGAGUAGGCAUUUUCCUGUGUUUAUUAACUUUAGUUAUCCUUUUUAAACAUUUGCUGACCUCUGCUGUACAGGAUAUGAACUGUGUAAGGAGUCGAGCUCAGAUUGAUAGGUUAAGGAUUGGAGGAUUAAUUGAUUAUUUGGUCAUUUUAUUCACUGGAUUCAUGAUAUUAACCAGUGGUUAUGUACUAAUAAUCCUAGCAAAUGCUGAUCCCUAUCCUUCAGGUCAAAUCUGGAAUGAUAUGUUAAUUGCUGGAGUGAUUCUCACUGUGGCUGGGUCCAUUAUUCUCCUUUCACUCUUUCUCUAUGUUAUAAUAUUCAAGCUCUGUCCCCACUUAGCAUCUAGGUCCACAAACAGAAGGGUCCCAAGUAUUUAUACCAUAUCUGGAGGUAACUCAGAGGGGAGGCAAGGGGGUUUCCUCUCUAGUACUGCCAAUCUGAUAUAACUAACUGACUCCAUCAGGAGGUUGAGAUUAGUGCACAAAGUGAAUUUAUUUUACUGCUAUUUGACAUUCUAAUCAUGGAAUAACUGCAAGAAUGAUCUGAUUAAAUAUGUGAAAAUAAUUUAAUGCUAUAAUAUACCAUUUUUUUUAUCAAUUGUAAUAAUUAGAACUGAUAAUGAUAAGCUGUAACACAUAUUGUCUGUCUGUGGAAUACACAGACAUUAGUGACCAAAAUGUGAAUGAGAUAAAAGUUAUAAGGGAUUUUUUUCUGUAAUUCAUAAUAAAUCAACUUCAUGGAA